AAGGUGAGUACUGAGUAGGUCGUAGUCAUUUGGUUACGCUAUCUUGUAUUCCGAAGCUCCAAUGGCAAAGCGCUUGAUCCCAUUUUUGAAUCGUGUCUUGGUGGAGAAAGUCGUUCCUCCAUCGAAAACUGAUGCCGGAAUUUUACUCCCUGAGAAGAUCUCCAAGCUGAACUCUGGUAAAGUUGUUGCGGUGGGUCCUGGAUCUCGUGGUAGCGAUGGGAAACUUAUUCCUGUUGGUGUAAAAGAGGGAGACUCUGUACUUUUACCUGAAUACGGAGGAACGACAGUAAAACUUGGUGAUAAAGAGUAUCAUCUGUAUAGAGAUGAUGAUAUACUGGGGACACUGCAUGACUGAUGUAUCUUAUGGACCCUAACCAGGUUAGGACUUGGGAGAAACUUUAUGGUGGAUCCUGUUGGAAUGAGGCAGUUUUUAGUAUGCAGAAGAGUUUAACUGUGGUUGCAUCUUAACAAGUUGUGGUCUGGUUUAAAAUUUAUGAAUACACAUACCAUAAUCAUGAUUGUAGAAACAGAUUUUAUAAAAUUAAAGCAUUUCUCUUGGAUCUUUUCUUGAUUAGCAAAUAUAUCGUUUUGAUGUCUGUUGAAGUAAUGUAUCAAAUAUGAAAUACAAAACCUAAACUGCAAAUUGUGUAAUAUCUGGCUUUUUUUUAAUAAAUAAGUGCCGCAAUCUAUCUGGGGACAUUGGAUCCCAAUGUUCGGUAUUCCUUUUUUAU
Messenger RNA from Telopea speciosissima, 731 nucleotides. Its product is annotated as 10 kDa chaperonin-like. The transcript has 3 exons. The record is from RefSeq and is a predicted model, not a curated record. Gene Ontology annotation, molecular function: protein-folding chaperone binding; protein folding chaperone; metal ion binding. Gene Ontology annotation, cellular component: mitochondrial matrix. Bases 62 to 355 code for a protein of 97 amino acids. Lineage: Eukaryota; Viridiplantae; Streptophyta; Magnoliopsida; Proteales; Proteaceae.